AGUGUCCGGAGGUCAGUGCCUCUUUUCCAAGUCAGAUCAUUUUUGCCUGGAUCUGCAGCUUACUGCGCACUGGCUACAGAAAGCCCCUUGUUGAAGAUGAUGUCUUUGAACUGAAUCCACGGGACCAGUCCAGGACUGUUGUACCUCCUUUUGAAAAAGAGUGGGAAAAGGAGAGAAAGAU
Molecule: messenger RNA, 181 nt
Organism: Candidula unifasciata
Lineage: Eukaryota; Metazoa; Mollusca; Gastropoda; Stylommatophora; Geomitridae
Source: the annotation of a GenBank genome assembly